AUGUUGUUAACCAUCCGCCAAGCAUUGUCUCACGCCAACGAGGAGUACACCGAAGCCUACAACGCUGGGCCGUACACCUCGUACAAACAGAUCCAGCUCCUUCUGAAGAUCGCUAGUAAGUCCAUCGGAGAUCUUAUCGCAGACCCGAAGGGCACGUUCGAUGAUCUAACCUAUGACACUAUUCUAGAUGUCUGUGAGACGGGGGGUCCUGAUGUCGAGGCUACUUGGGAUGGUGACGCGGGACGUUGCACUGCUACGUCGCUGAGGGUCGCUGAACGCCUAGUUCUCAAGUAUCCAGGAGGAAACUACGACUUUGUGAUCUUCCACACACCUCGUGGUAAGGGUGGCCACCGCUUUGCACGCUGUUCCUUCACAGGAAUCGUCAUCGAUCUGGUGUCCAACAUCGGCGCCUUCGUCUUACCAGACGACGAAACCGUGACUAUCACCACCACUGGAACGGUGUCAUGGAGACAUGAUAAAGGUAAGAUCUACCUCACCGACGAGGAUGACAACGAGCAGCAAUGCGAAGAGGUGUUUAACGCUCAGGCCCAGGCCCUCUGCCUCUACGAGGUCUCUCGUAGUGCUCAGCUUGUGGUGCUCUUCCGAGAGCUCGACCCACAUCUUGUUAACCAGAACAUUUCUGGCAACAAUUACAAGCAUGCCAUGUUUGCUUACGGGAUCAUCAAGUGGUGCCUUAAGCCUGACAGAGUUGAGAACGAUGCCACAGUUGCCGGCAUCAAAGAACUACACCUCAGGCCAGAUAUAGACAGGCCAGAAGAGAUGACAAUAAUCGUCUGGGGCCAGAGUCACACCGCUCAGGAUAAGCAAGAAGCCGCCAACGAAGUUAAACGCUUUCUGGAAAAACACGCUGGACCCUUUGCCAACAAACAGUGGGAAGCUGAUGAUGUUAGCGACUUCUUUGGGAGCAUAUGGUGGGAGCUUUGCCUCACCUAUGGAAACCCAAGGGUCACCAAGCUGGCCGCAACUGACUAG
Messenger RNA from Fusarium venenatum, 993 nucleotides. Its product is annotated as multicopper oxidase-domain-containing protein. The record is from RefSeq and is a predicted model, not a curated record. NCBI's taxonomy places the organism in Eukaryota, Fungi, Ascomycota, Sordariomycetes, Hypocreales, Nectriaceae. Gene Ontology annotation, molecular function: oxidoreductase activity; copper ion binding.